GUUCAACCUUGGAAGGAAGGCCUUGAUGCAGUAUCAGUAUACUCGGGAAAACUUAAUUCUCAGUCUCUUAAAAGAAACGCCCUUCGACCCGUUGAUACGGGGUUUCGAUCAACAAACUUCUCGUUGAAUGAUUUCCUAAAUUGAAUUCCGCUCAUAAACCCAAUCAUGUCGCAGACUUAUAUCGAAGUCAUUGGCAAGAGUAUUCUCAGCGACGAUCUUACGCAGAAGUUGACCGAUGCAGAUACCAAUCAGCCCGGAGAUCCCAGGGGGGCUAUUGAUGCCUUUCUCGGGAAGUGGACUGUCCCUUUCAAUGUCAUCGUAUACCUUUCCUUCAUUAAGACAUUAUUGAUCUAUACCAACGACGACGAAGAGAUUUGUGGCGCAUUCUUGACACUAUUGCCAGACGCGACUCCGGAGGAUCUUGCGAAAGAACUUUUUCCGCAAGACAAACUUGAUACGUUGCUAGCCUCAGAUUCCAACACACUCCCAGAUAAUUUGACUACCAAUGAUGUGAACCAAGUACGGGCCAGGUUUCUUGCUGACCAGCCACUCGUCAUUAUUCUUGUUAUGAUCAGAGAUGAUGGCGACUUUACCCUCGAAGAUCGGCCUCGUACCAUCAUAGUACUAAUUUUAGAAUUGAUGGUUAAGCGUCAGGCCAAACUUGGUUCUGCUGAGCUGGUCAGCAUGUUGAAGGAGAAUUUUCCGCAGGAUGAUUCCCCGUUGAACGACAAAGAGAUCGCCUCCGCUUCUACGUUUGUCAGACGUGUAAAGACUCUCUCGUAUCUCGUUGAAGACCCAUUGGAUAUUCCUCGUCUUUACGACUCCAACUAUCAUUCCAUUCGAAGUAUCACAAGCAAGUCGAAGAACGAUUUCAAAUCUGAUCUGCACAGCGCAGGCGCAUCGACCGCGAACGCUCUAAAAAUCCACGAUUGCGCUGAGCGUGUUGACUGCUGGAAUGAGCAACUCUGGUUGGCGCUGAUGAAAGCAGGCAAGGCUGAUGUGGCAGAUAGUAUGAUACCUCAGCCGGAGGGCGAUGACACAGAUUCAACGAACGACACUGUAAAGCCAACUCGGCCCUUAGCAAGCCUUAGCGGUCCUCCAGAAUCUUGGAAUAACUUGACAGACAUAUUUCGUCUCGAAAAUCUUGCGUGUGAAGAGUGUUGCUCCAUAACUUCCAUGUCUGCUUAUUUUGCAGAUCUCUUGAACUUGUUAAGCAACACUACACCUACAGGUGGAACUAAGGCAACAACCAAUGAUACAACUGCCAGUUCGGAUUCAGGAACAAACAGCACCCUCCUAGACUUGCUCUCGGCUCGGCGCCCAGAUCUUACAAAAUUAGAGCUCAGCUGCGCAAACUCACAAACCUUGAUUCCCAAUAUCAACCUUGUUAAUGAAGUACUCGAAUCGUUUAUUCGCUACAAGAGUCAAUCUUUGCUGUCUGAAUCAGCUUCCGACGACCAAGAUUGUAUUCUUGUUUUUAAUACACCUGCAGAUGCCUCAGAUGAUUGAAUGUACCCGUUCACCUGCUUCCCAUAUGAUUAUACAUGGUCAUCUGUCAAAGAAUAUUUCAACAUAUUCCAGAUACCUUACACUCAACUGAUCGAGGUAUUUCAAGCACCUGAGCUUCUCUUCGAGAAAAUAACACAAGUCGCGCGUGAUAAACUCUCUGAAGAACAGAGAAUUGGGCUGCUUCGUGGAUCGGCCGAGGUGUUGAAAAGACAAAAUGCGGCAUCAGUUCUGAAUUUACACCAAAAAGAGUUUGCUGCCAUCGCAGGUGAAACUUUCUUCCCUGCCUGGUUUGCUGCUUGGCUCGAAGGAUUGGCAAGUGAUAUCGUACCCAUAGCUACAGGACCACCGGAAGGUGAUACUGCCACACAAUGGGGCUACGAGGAUGAAGAUACAAUGCUAGAGUCCACGAACGAACUUGGUUUAACAUAUAUUAAGCAACAGCUUAUGAAAAGAUCAGGGCUAGAUUUUCCCGACAUCCUAGACUUGGUCAAGACUCAGCUGUUCGGAAAAGACCUAGUGAUCAUCAACAAAACCGGAUCGAAAGAGUUCAGUACUUUCAUCGACGACCUCAGACUUCUCGCUAACGCAUCAGAGCCGCCGUUUCAAAGCCUGAACACUACCAUAUGCCGAGACCUUCAGUCUUUUUUACGCCUAAAAGCUAAACUUGGAUGGUCGACGAGGGAUCUUGAUGCGGCUAUCUAUCGCUUACGUAAUAAUGAGAUGACGCUCUCUCCGGAUUUCAAGGGGACUACCGCUCCCAAUACGCGACCCAUCUCAGUCUACGUUCUCAAUGGAAUUGCGUCUAUUGUCAAGUUAAGCAAUUUAUGUGGGAUUGAACCCGCCGCUCUACUUCCAUUGUGGGGUCCUAUCGAUGCCUUUGGCAAAGAUUCGUUUCUUUACCGCAAAUUUCUCCGUCCUUCUUUAGGGAAAGUUUUUGCAAUCCCAAAAGACGGCGAAGAAUUCUUCGAGCCAGGCGGCACAAAGUUUCAAAUUUAUGCAUGCGGUACAAGUGUAUGCGCGAGUUUAAAUUGGCCAUUUCAAUAUCUCAGAGAUCUUCUUGAAGCUACAGGUUAUUCUGAUUCUCAUUUGACUGUCGGCACUCUAUCAAAACUUUACCGCUAUACUACCAUCUCCCAAAUUUUGUCUGUUCCCGCCACAAAAUGUGCUCAAUUUUUUAAACUCUUUUUCGACGAAGCGAAGGAAAAUCCUUUGUCAAGCCCUGAAGUCACAUUUGAAGUGCUAGACAUGUGGAAAAAGCUGUUGAAUUCAAACUGGACAAUUGAAUCACUUCUCGAUGUUUUUGAGACUGCCCAGCUUGAAGAUGUCCAGGAUAGCUCGGGGCUACAACUCACCAGAGCUAUUUUGGAAGGGACCGUGGAUCUGAAAAAGUCACUUUCAUCUAUUUCUACAGUUGACAUUCCCACUUCAGAAACCGUUGUCGACUGUGUUGGGCGAACAUUUGAUGCAACAACAGCGAGUACAAUUCUAGGAUUUAUUGAGGGCACUCAAAUUCUGACAGGCUAUGCCACACUUUCAAACAAGGCGGCCCUUGACUCACUCGUUUCCCUAGCAAAGGACUGGCCGAACAAGGUUUCGGUCAUUCCUUCUAUUGAAGGAAAGAUAUAUUCUGCUCAAAUAAAGCUCUGUGGCAUAUUGACUUCAAGUGAAAAAACGAAGAUCUUGGACGGAAGCAAAGACUUUCCCGCAAUCAAUGCUGCACUCGUUACUUUGGUGGCGACUUCGCUGUUUCCACAGAACAUUAUCAAAUCACGUUUUGAGAACAAUCCCGACUCCAGUGGGAAGCUACAGAACAAUGUUCUUCUGGAUGAUUGGGAGGAGCCACCGUCUGAAUCCUCUGAUUCUUCUUCUCCAAAUGCAUCUUCUAUUGCCGCAGAAAACUAUCUUCGGAAUCGCAGAGCAGCUUUUAUUGACUUGGCUAAGCCUACCAUUAUCCAAGAUCUCCUUACUUCUCUCAUUCUCAACUCUACCAAAGACCAGAUAAUCGACGUUGAUGUUUCGAUCAUAGCAAGCCUUGUUUCAGACGUCGUAAAAGUCCCAACUAAGGACAACAGCGGGCUCGAGUCCGCUAUGACCGCUCUACAGAGUCUCAGCGUGCCCAUCGAAAGCUCGAUUCAAGUGAAUCUGGACGCGUAUUUCACACCUACGACCACUGAUGAUUACACAAUACAUUACACGGGAACCAGUACUAACCCCGAGAUAACCAUUAACGGACUCAAGAUGCCCUAUGAUUCAUCUGCAAACACGUGGAGCCAAUUUCGUAUGAUCUCUGGUCAAGCAUAUCUCUUGCAAGCCGAUUUUGAUUCUUCUCAAGUUUCUUGGUCAACAUGCAGAUCGAUGCCCACACUUUUUACCGACGAAGAACUCUUAUUAUCGGCAACAGUUCAGCGAACAACGAGUGUCCUUGAAGCAAUUCGCAAGGGAUAUUGCGCCUUGAGAGAUACUUGUAUCCCUAGCACUAAAGACGACAAUCUUAUGAGUCUAUUUUCAUGGCUGUCUAGCUCAACUGAUGCUGAUGCAAGCAGUAUUGUAACAAAAAUCGCGGCAAGCACAGGCUGGAAUAACACGCUAGUAGAAAGCGCUUUGGACCAAAAAUAUCCGAACUAUACCGCAGGAAAUCUGAUGACAACGUUACGCAAUUAUGAUAACUUCUCGGGCCUAAACGCAAUUGUGCAGUUCUAUGACAGCCUUGGCGGUGUAUCUGACAUCAACUCCAUGCCACCAAUCGCCGAACUCUUUAAUCUAGCUAGGCCUGCGCAACAGCUAGAUAACGCAGACUCUUACGUUCAAGCUGCACAAGACCUCCAGAAUAGAUUGACCGCCGCGCAACAAGAAAACUUUGACGAUGGACUCAUGCAGACCCAGCGCGCUGCGCUUGUGAAUUACCUAUUGCAACAAGACUACAUUAAAGACCUCAAUAUCUGGGACGCCGAUGGACUCUUUGAAUACUUCCUUGUUGACGUGCAAAUUGGUCCACAAUUGCGAACAUCACGUGUUAAACAAGCAAUUUCGGUAGUGCAGUUAUAUACACAGCGUUGUUUGCUGGGGCUCGAAGAGGACGUCGCGAUGACAGAUGUGCGACGUGAUAAGUGGGAUUGGAUGCAGCAAUAUACCCUCUGGGAAGCUAACAGAAAGUUGUUUCUUUAUCCAGAGAAUUGGAUUGAUCCAAUGCUUCGAGAUGAUAAGAGCCAGUUAUUUGAUCAAUUUGAGGCUGCAUUGCUUCAGAAAGAUCUGAGUAUCGAUACGGUUUUGCACGCCAUUCAGAACUAUGUGUAUGGUUUGAAUGAAAUCUCGAAGCUUGACAUUGUUGCAUAUGUCCACGAACCCGAAUUUAAGGAAGCUGAUAUAUUCCAUUUUUUCGGACGGACUCGUACUGCGCCAUAUUCGUUUUAUUAUCGUACUGUUACUAUUUUGGCAACAAGUGAAAUAUUCUGGCAGCCGUGGGCCAAGAUUGACAUGGAUAUUCCUUCUAUCGAAACAGAAUGGGAAGGCCAUCGCCUCGACAAUGUUGGCAGCUAUCUGCUUCCCGAGAUAAUUGGUGGCCGACUUUAUCUUUUCAUGCCGUCAAUCAUGCCGAAGUCUUUAGCUACGAAUAUAGGGGACAAUCUUAAAGGUGUCGCCACUUUCGACGAUUUACGAGGACAAUCGCCUAAUAUAGCGGCCCCUGAACGUGUAUGGGAGAUUUCAAUGGGUUGGACUGAACUCAUCAGGGGCAGCUGGGCACCCAAGCGUGUAUCAGCAGGGACUCUUACUGUGGGUUUGGCAGCUUCUGCAUCACAAUUUCGAGUUGAACCAACUUUUGAUGAUAACAAGAUGACGAUGAAGAUAAACUAUUCAACAAUAGGAAAUACUGACUUUAACGAAAUUGGCAGCUUCAUAUUCUUCAACGAUCAGAUCAGUACAAUCAGCAGUGACUCAACAACAUCUGUCUCAGGCAACUUUCCAACUUACUUCCAGAAGGUGCUAGGUAAAGGCAUCAAACAAGUUGCGCUGUCUAUUGAUCCCCCUGACCCAGACAAGCCUUUGAUUUGGGUACCGCAUGAUUUAACAUCCUACAAUCAAAAUGACCUCACUUGGACUUUGUCGAAAACACAACAACGAGUCACAGCCCUUGUAGUCACCACAAUAGAUAGUGAUGGUAUGAGCUUGAGCCGCUUUAAUAUGCCAAGAACAGAGCUCACCCCGACGGAUGGACAUCAAUGGACUUCCCAAAGAGUGAUAGACGAUAUGGAGCUAGUUCAGCUGGAUCAUUCGUUUUCUCAUGAACUCAUGGAACACACCACCGACCGUGUUGACCCACUGGGAAAUCUUUAUAACAAUCUAGCUAAAACACCUGCAGACCAGUUAAAAGAACGUUACGGAGCCGGCAGUCAAAACGCAUCGUACCACGAACUGGGUCGUCCAACCGCUAUUUAUAACUGGGAGAUUGGCAUACACGCUGUUUAUCUAGCAGUUGAUCGGUUGUCAACUACACAGCAAUAUGACGAAGCACUGCAAAUUGCGAGACUUGUUUUUGAUCCAUCAGUAUCUGUGCAAGUAGACAGAUCUGAUGGCGAAAAGACAAUAAGCACUAAAACCUGUUGGAAAUUCCCACCCUUCCAAGAUAUGGCUUGCAUGAUGGCGAAUAAAGGCGAAAGCUCGUUUGACCCUCUGGAUCUGGCAAACCUGAAAAAGGAGAUCGAGCUUGCUAUCAAAGAGAGACGUUCAUACGGUGCGCUAGUGCAUGCUGCCGCGCGGGGUCGACCUGUUUCAUACAUGAAGUGGAUUGUCAUGAAAUAUGCUGAAAUUCUCAUUGCUCUUGGAGACAUACAAUUCCGACGAGGCACAUCCGAAUGUCUUCCAUUGGCCACUCAACGAUACAUCGAGGCAGCUAGAGUACUGGGACCCGAGCCACCUAAUGUGCCAGAUCUUGGAAAUCGGAAAUCGAAAGUGCUGACGUACGCACAGCUAAGAGUAAAGGACAAUGCAUUCGAUGAAGUCUCAUUGGAUCUAGGCCUGCCAUUCUCAUUCAAUAUAGUACCAAAAGGGAACGCUACAGUUUCGAGCACUGAUCCAAGAAUGGAGAACAUCACUUGUGUCCUGAAGACAGAUUAUUUUUCCAUUCCCUUGAAUCCCAAAUUCAAGACAAUGCGGAGCCUAGUGCAGGAACGUCUUUUUAACAUUCGAAAUUCCUUCGAUAUUCAAGGAAAGCCGGUGGUCUACGCGCUGAGAGAUCCACCCAUUGAUCCUGGAGACUUGGUGGCCCUCGGCAAGCAAGGUCUCAGCAUAUCUGAUGUGCUGAGCAUGAUUUCUGGCGAAAGAGAUGGUCCACUAACCAACCAACGUUUUGCAACUCUCAUGGGCGCAGCUUUGAACUUGUGUACCGAAGUACGCUCGCUGGGAGAAAGUCUCUUGGCAGCAAUAGAAAAAAAAGAUGCAGAGAGUCUCAAUAUCAUUUUGGCUCGAAAUAACACUGGAAUACAGCAAGGGAUGUUGGAAAUGAAGCAAAUCGAACUUGACGGAGCGCAAAAGACUAUUGAAUCGCUUUUGAUAGAUCGCAGCUCUCAAGAAGCCCAGUUAGAUUAUUAUCUCAAACUCAUCGGCGAACCAGAUACCAAAAUUCCCAAACCUGGCGACGAUUGGACUGAUGUCCCACAAAAUAUUGAUGUACAGUCAUCAGAUGAAUUGCGAAUGUCUCCUUACGAAAAAUUGCAAAUGACAAUGUCCCUAUCCUCAUACUCAAAGAACAGCCAAGCUACAGUCACAGACGCAGUGGCUCUUCCAUUGUACUUGUUACCAACGAUACAAGGGGACUUUGAGCCUCUCGGAGUUGGAACUAGCAUCUCAGCUGGCGGGACUCAGUAUGCAGAGUUUGUGGCAGCCGGCUCUGCGCUUCUAAGAGGAUUUGCUGCACUAGAUGCCAGCCAAGCCGACCAAGCCGAUAAGAAGGCCAGUCUUACAGCACAACUGCAAGACCGUCGAUUCCAAGCCAAUAUCAGUGGGCGCCAGAUCAAAUCCAUUGACAAACAGAUCGAGAUACAGCAGAUACAGAUCAAAUCCAUCCAGAAAGAUCUCGAUAUGCAGAAAUCCCAACUAGACGAAGCUGUUCAGGCUGAGACAUGGUAUCGCUCCAAAUAUACCAACGAGCAACUCUAUAGCUGGAUGGAAAAAAGACUUAGGAACUUGUACCUUCAAGCGUACAACCUGGUUCUAGAUGCAGCUCUUCAAGCACAGAGUGCCUUUUCAUUUGAAGCUGGUCGCAAAUGCUCAAUCAUCAAACCAGCUGGAUAUUGGGAUGCUUCACGUAAUGGAUUGCUAGCCGCACAAGAUCUAUUUUGGGAUUUGAAAAAGCUUGAGGCUACGCAAGCGGGAAAUAAUUCAGCGGACUAUAAUAUUACCAAAACUGUAUCUCUGAAAGAGAUAAAUCCUAUGGCCCUAAUGAAUUUCAGAAUCGCGGGAACUUGCGAUUUUUCAUUAGACGAGCUGCUUUUCGAUAUGGACUUCCCGGGCCACUAUAUGCGCAGAAUUCGAUCAGUAGCCGUGUCGAUUCCUGCAACUUUUGAAACCAAUUGCAGUGCCAACGCUAUCUUGACACUUUUAUCGCAUAAAUACCGCGUUACCCAGAGUGCAGCCGACUAUGUUGCUUCUCAAGCUGCAAGUAGUGAAUCAUUUCGAACCGAUCGAAUCCCAACGUCUUCCAUUGCCGUUAGCAAUGGUGAUGCAGACUCAGGGGUUUUUGAACUCGAUUUUUCUGGCUCGCAAUACAUGCCCUUCGAAGGUGCAGGCGCGAUCUCCAAAUGGCGUCUAGAACUCCCAUCACCGACCAGGACUUUCAGCUACGAGUCCAUCACUGACGUGCUAUUACACGUGCAAUACACGGCUUAUGAAGGAGGUCCAUCACUACGCGCAGCAGCGAACCAAGCUACGCUUCAAGUGAUGAAAGCGACAGGGGCGGAAGGGCAGCAGCAAGGGUUUUCAGCAAUCUUCGACCUCAAACACGAGUUUUCUGACGAUUGGAAGAGCUUCGGUGAUCAAUUGGCUUCCCAAACGGCGGAUUCAAAUGAUACACCAAGCAUGAAACUUGGAGAUUUGAAAAAGAAACUUCCUUAUUGGUCUCAAAGACAGGAUGCCCUGAAGGUUCAAAACAUCACUUUCAUAACUCACAGCCAAGAACUGCGCGAUAGACUUGACAUCCAAAGCUCCACGGGUGAUAGGACAUGGAACGGAAGCAAAAUCGGAGACUACUAUGUGAAGUCUUCGACUACUUGCAGUGAUACGAGUUUGAACUGGAUUAUCCAAGGAGGGACAUCCCCAACGAAAUGGGAUAAGAAGAAUUUCGAGAACGCGUUUUUGUUGAUUCAGUAUGUGUUUACAGGGACCGAAAUUGUUUAGGUAUUUUGUAAUCACUGUUUAUAGCUCAAUCGAUUCUUUCAAUUCGAUCGAUUGAUUCCCCCA
Molecule: messenger RNA, 8961 nt
Organism: Botrytis cinerea B05.10
Lineage: Eukaryota; Fungi; Ascomycota; Leotiomycetes; Helotiales; Sclerotiniaceae
Exons: 5
Coding region: 1510-8898 (2462 amino acids)
Source: RefSeq, a predicted model, not a curated record